This is a messenger RNA of Gopherus evgoodei (Goodes thornscrub tortoise), 3231 nucleotides long. RefSeq names its product cholecystokinin B receptor (gene CCKBR). The record is from RefSeq and is a predicted model, not a curated record. Bases 1 to 1722 code for a protein of 573 amino acids. Gene Ontology annotation, biological process: phospholipase C-activating G protein-coupled receptor signaling pathway. Gene Ontology annotation, molecular function: cholecystokinin receptor activity; gastrin receptor activity. Lineage: Eukaryota; Metazoa; Chordata; Testudines; Testudinidae. The transcript has 8 exons. Gene Ontology annotation, cellular component: plasma membrane.
AUGUCUACAGGGUGCAUCCGCCAACCAUCCUCUGCUGCCACGUUGUCACGGACUCACAGGCUGCCAGCCUCCAGCCACCCCACCUCCGACACCCCCUGUUGCUCCUCCUCCUUCUCUGUCUCUCCAGCUGGUCGCACCCCCCGCUGGGUCUCAGGUAAACAGGAUGGAGCUUGGAGCCGCGAGUCAACACGGUCCCGCCCGGCGCACCGCGGGGCCUGUGCCGCCCGCCCGGAUAAGCAGGACAAACACAGGAUGCCUGCGGGGCCAGCCCCUCGCCCCUUCGCGCCGGGCCCGGCAGAGGGCGCCGUUCGGUUGCGGCUCCGCGGCCGGCAGCGGCUCCGGGCUCAGUCGGUCCCGGCGCUGGAGCCGAGCGGAGGCGGCGGCGAGUCCGCAGCGGGCGCGGGAGGGCGCCGCGAGGCCCCGGGGAUGGGCGCGGCCGGAGCGCUGGACCCGCGGCGCCCGAACGAGACGCUGCAGCGGCUGCUGUGCGGGGGGGGGCCCGGCAACGCCUCGGGCUGGAACCGGAGCCUCUGCGACCUGCUGCGGAGCCCGCCCGGGCCCCCCCCUGCAGACCUGGAGUUCACGGUGCGGGUCCUGCUCUAUGCGCUGAUCUUCCUGCUCAGCGUCUUCGGGAACUCGCUGAUCAUCUUGGUGCUGGUGCUGAAUCGCCGCCUGCGCACGGUUACCAACUCCUUCCUGCUCUCGCUGGCGCUGAGCGACCUGCUGCUGGCGCUGUGCUGCAUGCCCUUCACCCUCGUGCCCAGCCUCAUGGGCACCUUCAUCUUCGGCCCCUCUGUCUGCAAGCUCGUGGCCUAUCUCAUGAGCAUCUCCGUCAGCGUCUCCACCUUCAGCCUGGUGGCGAUCGCCAUCGAGCGGUACAGCGCCAUCUGCAACCCGCUGCAGUCCCGCGUGUGGCAGACCCGCUCCCACGCCUACCGGGUCAUCGCCAGCACCUGGCUGCUGUCCCUGCUGCUUAUGCUGCCCUACGCCAUCUUCAGCACCACCGUGCCCACCCGGCCCGGCCUCACCCAGUGCCAGCACCGCUGGCCGAGCCAGCCCUUCAAACAGGCCUGGUACAUCCUGCUGCUUCUCAUCCUCUUCUUCAUCCCCGGCAUGGUGAUGGCCGUGGCCUAUGGACUCAUCUCCCGUGAGCUCUACCGUGGCAUCCGCUUCGAGAUGGACGUCAAGAGAGAAGCCACCGGUCUCCAGCACGGCAGCACGGAGCCCCUGGCACCAGGGAUGGAGGACGACGGCUGCUACGUGCAGCUGGCCAGGCCAGGGGGGGCGCUGGAGCUGAGCUUGCUGGGCCGGGUGGGCACGGGGCAGCAGGACCGCGCCCGCGUUAACAGCUCGCAGGCCAUGCUGCUGGCCAAGAAGCGGGUGAUCCGCAUGUUGAUCGUCAUCGUGGUGAUGUUCUUCCUCUGCUGGCUGCCCAUCUUCUCCGCCAACACCUGGCGUGCCUUUGCCGCGGCCUCGGCCCAGCGGGCGCUCUCGGGCGCCCCCAUCUCCUUCAUCCACCUGCUGUCCUACACCUCGGCCUGCACCAACCCGCUCAUCUACUGCUUCAUGAACCGGCGCUUCCGCUCCGCCUUCGCCGCCACCUUCGCCUGCUGCCGCCCCCGGCGCCCCCGCCUCCCCCCGCCCGAUGACGACAUGCCUGCCACUGGCGCCUCCCUCUCCAAGAUCAGCUACACCACCGUCAGCAGCCUGGGGCCCACCUAGCACCCCCCGUCAGCAGCCUAGUGCCCCCCCAUCAGCAGCCAGGGGUCCCCCUGGCGCCCACCCGUCAGCAGCCUUGCCCCUCCAGAACCCCCCAAUCAGCAGUCAGGUGUCCCCCCAUCAUGAGCCUGGGGCCCCCCUAGCGCCCCCUUGUAAGCAGCCAGGGGACCCCCCCGGGACUCCCCUUGUCAUCAGCCGGGGCCCCCCUAGCAACACCCUGUCAGCAGCCUAGUGCUCCCCGUCAGCAGCCUGGCACCCCCCUAGUGCCCCCCCCAUCAGCAGUCAGGGGCCCCCUGGAUGCCCCCCUGUCAGCAGCCUUGCCCUCCCUGGUGCCACCCCGUCGGCAGCCUGGCGCCCCCCUAGCAUCCCCCCAUCAGCAGCCAGGGGUCCCUCUGGCGCCCACCCGUCAGCAGCCUUGCCCCCCCGUCAUGAGCCUGGGGCCCCCCUAGCGCCCCCUUGUAAGCAGCCAGUGGAUCCCCCCGGGACUCCCCAUGUCAUCAGCCAGGGCCUGCCUAGCGCCACCCUGUCAGCAGCCUAGUGCCCCCCCGUCAGCAGCCUUGCCCCCCAUCAGCAGCCUGGGGCUCCCCUAGCAUCCCCCGUCAGCAGCCUGGUGCCUCCCUGAUGCCCCUCCAUCAGCAGCCUGGGGCCACUUUGAGUCCCCUCUGCCCAACCAUCAGCCCCUGUCCCCCCAGGGCUGCAUUGCCCCAUGGACUCCUAAAGUCUGGGGCCUGGGCUCCCUGGUGCUGGAAGUGGGGCCCAGGGGCUGGGAAAUGGGGGGUGCUCUGCCACGGCUGAGGACUGGGCUGGGCUCGGGCGCCAGCCCUCCCGGUUUGGCUGGAAGUCUCCGGGAAUCAGGCUCCAUCUCCACGUGCCGUGCCUGGGGCAGGGUCUCGGGGGGUGAUGCGGGAGCUGUGCCCGGGGUGGGGUCUCGGGGGGUGACGCGGGAGCUGUGCCCAGGGUGGGGUUUCGGGGGGUGAUGGGGGAGCCAUGCCUGGGAUGGGGUCUCUGGAGGGUGAAGGGGGAGCCUUGCCCAGGGCUGGGUCUCUGGGUAAUGGGGGAGCCAUGCCCGGGGCGGGGUCUCUGGGGUAACAGGGGAGCUGUGCACGGGGCGGGAUCUCAGGGGGUGACAGGGGAGCUGUGCCUGGGGCGGGGUCUCAGGGGUUAACGGGGGAGCCUGUUGCUGAUCAGGGGGGCAGAGACUGCCGACCAGCCAGGCUGGAUAUUCCCUGCCGGAGUCAGUGGGGGACAGUGCAGGUCAGGCUCCUGGACCCCCAGUGUCCCUGUGCCCAGCUGCUGGCAGCACCUGGCAUUGGCCACCUGGGCUCAGAGCUGGUGCCCCCCUUUCCCCUCCCCCACCCAAUGCCCCAAUGGCUGCAUCAGUGACCUGGUCCAGCCAGUGCCCCCCACAUGCUCCAGGGUCAUGUCAGCAGAGCCCAGCCCGUGCCCCCCAUGUUUCUGUGCUGCUGCUAGGCCCCAAAUGGGGCCCGUGGAUAAUAAACACCUUGGAACGGC